This is a messenger RNA of Dunckerocampus dactyliophorus (ringed pipefish), 1733 nucleotides long. Its product is annotated as myocyte-specific enhancer factor 2C-like. Bases 360 to 1733 code for a protein of 457 amino acids. Gene Ontology annotation, molecular function: protein dimerization activity; RNA polymerase II cis-regulatory region sequence-specific DNA binding; DNA-binding transcription factor activity, RNA polymerase II-specific. The transcript is spliced from 12 exons. Gene Ontology annotation, biological process: positive regulation of transcription by RNA polymerase II. The record is from RefSeq and is a predicted model, not a curated record. Lineage: Eukaryota; Metazoa; Chordata; Actinopteri; Syngnathiformes; Syngnathidae.
CAUGAUCUCAGUUGGGUCUGGACACAACAGUUCUGGGUCCUGCUAAGCCAGCUGGUCUGGCUUGCGCGCCUCCUUCAACUUGUUUGACACAAGGAAGCCUAACAACGAGCCCACAGCUGGACCUGGCGGGACGACUUCUUCCCGGCGAAGACGACGCAGCGGCGAGCGACGUGAGGAUCAGCUGGACGUAAUUUUAAAGACGGCAAGGACAGGAAGUGUUCGCGCGGGCCGUGGAGAUCAUCGCCGCUGGACGGACUGUUGGCGGGAAAGUCAUGCCGCUUUGAGCCGCGCAGUAGAAUUGAAGAGUGAAAAGUGAGCCGAGGACAAACAAGCAAGAGACUACAAAGCGAGCGGCAAAGAUGGGGAGGAAAAAGAUUCAGAUAGCUCGCAUUGUGGACGAGCGAAACAGACAUGUGACCUUCACCAAGCGUAAGUUUGGGCUGAUGAAGAAGGCGUACGAGCUGAGCGUCUUGUGCGACUGCGAGAUCGCGCUCAUCAUCUUCAACAGCACCAACAAGCUCUUCCAGUACGCCAGCACCGACAUGGACAAGGUUCUGCUCAAGUACACCGAGUACAACGAGCCUCACGAGAGCAGAACCAACUCUGACAUCGUGGACACGCUGCGUAAGAAAGGCUUAAACGGCUGCGACAGUCCCGACAUCGAGGCCGACGACUCUGCGGGUCAGAGCCCCGAGGCGGACGACAAGUAUCGCAAGAUCAACGACGAUAUCGACCUGAUGCUCAACAGACAGCGAAUCUGCGGGAUGCCCGCCUCCAGUUACGACAUGGGCGUGGCCCUCCCCGGCGGGAACCCCUCUGGGCUGCUGUACUCCCAUCCGGGCCUCGGGGGCGCUGUAGGCAACCACAGUCUGCUUCCCAUACAUCACCCCUCCCUGCAGAGGAACAGCAUGUCCCCCCAGCGGCCCCCCAGCACUGGAGACACAGGCAUGCUGGGUUCGGAGCUGCCGAGCACGGUGGUCAGUGUGGGAAAUGGAGGCUACAGCACCCAGUGCCCUUCCCCCUCCUCGCUCAUGUCCCCAGGGGGAGUGGCCAAGGCCAUCCAGGACAAAAGCCCUCCUCCACCCAUGAGCAUGAGCCGCAAGCCCGACCUCCGACCCCUAAUGGCGGCCACCAGCAAGUGCGGCAACAUGCCGAGCGUUUGUGAGGACUUUGACCUCAUGCUGAACCAGAGGAUCAAUCACUCGCAGACCGCGCAGACGCUGACGAGCCCGGCCGUGUCCGUGUCGGCCCAGUCUCUUCCCGGCGGGGGGAUGGGCGGGUACCCGUCCUCGUUGUCCUCUUACGGCACAGAGUUCUCCCUGGGCGGAGACCUCUCCUCCUUGUCUGCCUUUGGAUCUACUGGUCUGGGAUCAGUGAGCGGCUGGCAGCAGCAGCAGAUCCAGAACCUCCAGCACUCGCCGCUGGGACACAUGGGAAACUUAUGCCACAACUCCAAUCUCAGCUUCCCGUCCGGACACCAGAACCUGCACAUCAAGUCUGAGCCGGCGUCCCCUCCCAGAGACCGCGGCGCCGCCAUGGUGGGCACCAGGUUGGGAGGCGGGGCCACGCUGGCGGGCCACUCCCCGGCCAACAGCGCGUCCAGCUGCGGGAGCUCGUACGAAGGGGGCGGCGAGGAGCACGACGACAACUUCCUCUUGCGGCCGUCCGGCCAGGACGACCGCCACAGCCCGUCGGUCAAGCGCAUGAGGCUCACCGAGGGCUGGGCCACAUGA